UUGAACGCUUUCCGCAUUGUGGCCGAGGAGGGGCAUCAUCGCACAAAUAUUUACAAAGAGAUAAAGAGCCUUCCUUGCUCUCUUUUUUGGAUUCAACUGCCCCUCGAGUUAGUUUUUUUUUUUCUUCUUUCUUUCUCGGAGGUCUUUGGACCAAAGUACACAUUGCAGUAGAUUUUGGUCAGACUUUUGGACUAGAGAACAUUUGGAUCCCGGUGUCAUGUUUUGUGGAUCGGAUCACAUGCUAUGACUGUACUCGUUUUUGUUUUGUUUUUGUCGGUUUUUUUUCGCGUUUGCCAGCAGCAGUAGUCCCUGGCGCGCAGCAGUUUGAUGGGGGAGAAUGGCACGAGUGUGGUUGGAGAGCGUCAACUCUUUACCAGGGAUUCCCCACAGCGUGCUGUCAGUGCCCAUGGAGAAUAAGUACAAAUGUCAGCAGUGUCUCCAGGUCCUCAGGAAGCCCGUCCAGGCUCAGUGCGGCCACCGCUUCUGCGUACACUGCUUCAAACAGCUCACCAGUUCGGGUCCGAAGCCAUGCGAGGCCUGCCGCCAGGAGAAGAUUUAUGAGGAGCCCACGUCCAUCCUCAACAUCAGUGAGGCCUUCCCGGACAAUGCGGCCGGUCGAGAAAUAGCCAGCCUUCCUGCGCAGUGUUUGAACGAGGGUUGCAGCUGGAAAGGAUCCAUCAAAGAAUACGAGACGCAGCAUGAAGGCUCCUGCGAGCUGGAGCGCGUGCAGUGCGAGGCCUGCCAGGGCUUCUUGCUGCGCUCGGAGAUGGAGCGCCACAACGAGAGGGAGUGCGAGGCCCGAACGCUCAACUGUAAAUACUGCAAAGUGCCGUGCAACUUUAAAGACAUCAAGGCGCAUGACGAAGUGUGCCUCAAGUUUCCCUUGCAGUGCAAAGACUGCGGCAAAAAGAAGAUCCCCAGAGAAAAGUUCAACGAUCACGUUCGAUCCUGUGCCAAGUCCAAGAGCGCCUGCCCCUUUAGCGAAGUCGGCUGCAAGUUUGUGCUGGACAACGGCAAGUUGAGCGACCACGAGCACAGCAGCGUCAUGGAGCACCUGCGCAUGCUGCUGCCCCUGGUGCUGUCGGUGGCCCGGCCCGCCACAGAGGCCCCGGUCCACACCGAGUGGCAGGAAGACUCCGGUCUGGGCCUGUACAGGGCUCCUGAGGAGGGAGCCUCGUCCCCCGUGCUGACUUCAGACAUGGACAAGAAGGUGAGCGCCUUGGAAAACAUCGUGUGCGUCCUGAACCGCGAGGUGGAGCGCAGCUCUGUGACGGUGGAGGCCUUCUCGCACCAGCACCGCCUGGACCAGGACCAGCUGGAGAGCCUGAACACCAAGGUUCAGCAGCUGGAGCGGGCCUUGGCCAUGCGCGACCUGCAGCUGUCCGAGACGGAGCAGCUGCUGCGAGAGCUGCAGUUCUGCACCUACGACGGCGUCUUUGUCUGGAAGAUCUCGGACUUUGCGCGCCGCAGGGUCGACGCCGUGGCGGGUCGGACGCCUGCCAUGUUCUCACCCGCGUUCUACUCCAGCAAAUACGGCUACAAAAUGUGCCUGCGCUUGUACCUGAACGGCGACGGCACGGGGCGGGGUACGCACCUGUCGCUCUUCUUUGUGGUCAUGCGGGGCCGCUGCGACGCGCUGCUCAAGUGGCCCUUCAGCCAGAAGGUGACGCUGAUGCUGCUGGACCAGAACAACCGCGAGCACAUAAUCGACGCCUUCCGCCCGGACGUCACUUCCACGUCCUUCCAGCGGCCCGUGGGCGAGAUGAACAUCGCCAGCGGCUGCCCGCUCUUCUGCCCGCUGGGGAAGCUGGCCGGGAAGAGUCCGUACCUGCGCGACAACACCAUCUUCAUCAAGGCCAUCGUGGACCUGACGGGCCUGUGAGGUGAAAACUGCGGAAGUUUCCACCCGAAAAGCGCCAAUCGCCGUCACGUAGAAUAAUUUCAAUUUAUGAUAUACACGACGCUGAAAAGCCUAUGAUAUUAUGAUAUUAUAAUAAUAUAUAGUAAGAAUACAUGAUACCUCAUAAUACCUGGUUAGUAUUUCAUAUAGCAUUUGCUUUGCUAAACUAAAUAUUUCUUGACUGCUAACAUCAUAGCAUAUUUAAUAAGAGCCAACACAUGAGCUACGUGAGAAUGUGCGUCACAUCUGCACGUCUAAACUUAAUUGCAUUUUUUUUUAAUUAUUAUUAUUAAUGAAGCUUUUCACAUUUACAGAAAAUUCAAGUCAGUUUUUAAACUUUUUAUAUAAUUCAAAAUAUAUGAAGAAUAUAUUGAGAAGGGUUGCGUCAGGAAGGGCGUCCGGCGUAAAAAUUGCGCCAAACAUAUAUAUGCGUUCAUCUGAAAUGAUACGCUGUGGCGACCCCGAAAGGGACAAGCCGAAAGGAAAACAACAACAACAUAUUGGUCAUUUAAAAUUUUUAAAUACAAGUUAUAGUGUGUGUGUAUAUAUACCCUGUCUACAUUGAAAAUAUUUCAGAAAAUAUGCAAAGUGUUUUGAAGUUAAAAAAAAAAAAAGACUUGAAUUAAUGUGUAAAAUAUUAAAAAAAUAUUCUAUGAUAGUUUGUGUAAAAAAAAUACACGUACAGUACAUACAUUGAUGAUGAACGUGCGGCGCUUGUAUUAGCUGUUAUUACCGACUACGAUACUAUGUUACUACUGUUUUGAAGUACUGUAAUAGCUUGGUGUCGUGUACUUCCAAAAAUAUAACAACAGAUUUAGUGUUUCAUGUAUAUAUACUAUAUACUGAUUUCUGUAGGUCAGUGCUGAUUAUUUGAUCUAUUCAUCACUUCACUGCGAGUUGAAAACUAACCUUUGUACAUGUUGCAAUAAUAAAAGUGCGAGCAUUUGUUUAUGCUUUGCUGUCAUAAAGCAA
Messenger RNA from Syngnathoides biaculeatus (alligator pipefish), 2872 nucleotides. It is a transcript of the gene traf2b, whose product is annotated as Tnf receptor-associated factor 2b. The record is from RefSeq and is a predicted model, not a curated record. Lineage: Eukaryota; Metazoa; Chordata; Actinopteri; Syngnathiformes; Syngnathidae. The transcript has 11 exons. Gene Ontology annotation, molecular function: ubiquitin-protein transferase activity; tumor necrosis factor receptor binding; zinc ion binding. Gene Ontology annotation, cellular component: plasma membrane signaling receptor complex; cytoplasmic side of plasma membrane. Gene Ontology annotation, biological process: regulation of apoptotic process; positive regulation of canonical NF-kappaB signal transduction; positive regulation of JNK cascade. Bases 338 to 1882 code for a protein of 514 amino acids.